AAGUCAUCAUUCAACGCGUCUUCCAGUUCGCGGGAAAUUGAAAAACAACAGCGGCACCAUGAAGACCUUCGCACCCCUGCUGGCAACACUUCUGCUGGCCGGAUUCGGGACGGCCCUGCAAUGGUGGGAGCACGGAAACUUCUACCAGGUGUACCCACGCUCGUUCAAGGAUUCCGACGGGAACGGCAUUGGCGAUCUGGACGGAGUCACGGAGAAGCUGCAAUACCUGAAGGAUAUCGGCAUGGACGGGAUUUGGCUGUCGCCGAUUUUCGCUUCCCCGAUGGCUGAUUUUGGGUAUGACAUCUCGGACUUUUACAACAUUCAAGGAGAGUACGGAGAUCUGGCGGCAUUCGAGCGGCUGUCUGCAAAGUGCAAAGAGUUGGGAUUGCAUUUGAUCUUGGACUUUGUGCCGAACCACACGAGCGAUCAGCACGAGUACUUCAAGAAGUCGGUACAAAAAGAAGCCCCGUUCACGAAUUACUACGUGUGGCAUCCGGGUGUAACGAACGAAGAUGGAACUAAAUCGCCACCAUCGAACUGGAUCAGCGUGUUCCGAGGUUCUGCGUGGGAAUGGAACGAGGAUCGUCAGGAGUACUAUCUGCAUCAGUUCUUGAAGGAGCAACCCGACCUGAACUACCGCGACCCGGCUUUGGUGGAAGAGAUGAAGAACGUUCUCAAGUUCUGGCUGAAUAAGGGCGUUUCCGGGUUCAGGAUCGAUGCCGUACCUUACCUGUUUGAGAGUAACGAGGUGGAAAAUCGUUACGUUGAUGAACCUUUGAGCAGAGCUACGGAUGAUCCGGAAAACCCUGCCUACCUUAUUCAUGACCAAACUAUGGACCAGCCGGAAACCUACGACAUGAUCUACCAGUGGCGUGCCGUGCUGGAUGAGUUCACCGCCAAGGACAACCAAACAAGAAUCAUGAUGACCGAAGGUUACACGAGCAUCCCGUACGUGAUGAAGUUCUUCGGCGAGGGCGAACGAAACGGUGCCCAAAUCCCGUUCAACUUCCAGAUGAUCAGCAACUUGCGCAAGGCAAGCACCGCCUCGGACUUUGCCCGUUACGCGAACCUUUGGUUGGACAACCUUCCAGCGGGACGUCGCUCCAACUGGGUGCUCGGAAAUCACGACAACAACCGUAUCGGAUCGCGACUCGGUGAAGCCAAGAUCGACCUGUACAACAUCGCCCUCCAAACGCUUCCGGACAUUGCCGUCACGUACUACGGCGAGGAAAUCGGCAUGGUUGAUCAACCGAUCCCGUUCAACGAAACCGUCGACCCGGCUGGUCUUCGUGCUGGUCCCGACGACUACGCGCUGUACUCGCGAGACCCCGCCCGUACGCCCAUGCAGUGGAACAGCGAUAAGAACGCUGGCUUCUCAUCCGCCGACAAGACCUGGCUCCCAGUGGCCAGCAACUACAAGCAACUGAACGUGAAAGCCCAAGAUGCCGCCCAGAAGAGCCACCUGAAGCUGUUCAAACGGUUGACCAAGUACCGCAAGCGCCAGAUCCUAACCCACGGUGACCUGGACCUCAAAACCACCGACUCCAACCUGGUCCUGUACAAGCGCAAGGUCGACAAGGUCGGCUACGUGGUGGUCGUGCUGAACUUUAGUAACGAGCCGCAAAGCUUGGCCGCCAUCAAGCAGCAGUUCCCCGGCGCCGACGACAGACUCCAGGUGGUCGCUUCCUCCAAGCUGGUCACAAUCAAGGACAGCAAAUGGAUCAACGUGGCUGAUACGCAGCUGCCCGGUGAAAGUGCCAUCGUCCUGCAGAAGCUGUGGGGCCCCAAUCCGAUCGUCGUGUACGAGGCCUGAGGACGCGGACAUUCCGGCCCAGAUGUAUUAAAAAAUAUUGCACACUUAUAAUAGACGCACUUCAAUAAAUUAAUCCCCCUGCACAGAGCACUGCACAGCA
Culex pipiens pallens (northern house mosquito) is the source of this 1913-nucleotide messenger RNA. RefSeq names its product probable maltase. Lineage: Eukaryota; Metazoa; Arthropoda; Insecta; Diptera; Culicidae. Gene Ontology annotation, biological process: carbohydrate metabolic process. The transcript has a single exon. Bases 59 to 1813 code for a protein of 584 amino acids. The record is from RefSeq and is a predicted model, not a curated record.